AUGCCAUUGACAAAGUCUUCAGAUUACAAAUUUCUGGUUUCGGGUGCAGGCGUAGGCCGAUUGUCAUUCGAGCUCAACACCGACAGCCCGUCGUCGUCCGAGGCCAGCAAUCAAUCGGCCAAGCCAAUGCCUCCAUCGAAUCCGCAGGUGCCCUCGGGCGAACGACGCACCCACGACCCAGCACCCCCAGGCGACAAGAAAGCAGAGACGAGGACCUCGCGCACGCCAGCCUACUUGGACUUGCGCGUCGGACGUGUUCUCAGCAUCACGAAGCAUCCGAGCGCCCGCAAGCUCUACGUCUCGGCGGUGGCCGCUGGUGACAUUCCGGGUGACAGGGGCACCUUCCAAUACGGAGGGCAGACGUGCCGAACCGUGUGCUCUGGGCUGAACGGGCUGGUACCUCUGGAGGAGCUACAGGAUCGCAAGGUUGUCGUCGUGGGGAACGUCAAGCAUGUGGGCAUGUGCGGUAUCGUGUCCACCGCCAUGUUCUUCGCUGCCGUCUCCGACGCGGAGGAUGAGGGGCACCGCCGGUGCGUCGUGGAGAUGGUCGAUCCUCCCGCGGACUCGAAAGCCGGUGACCGUGUCUUCUUCCAAAACUGGGAGGGCACACCUAGGGAGCAAAUCAGCACGCAGAAAAGGGUCUGGAAGUCCGUGCAGCCCGGUUUCAGGACGACGGAUGAUCUCGAGAUAGAAUUCUCGCCUCGCCUCGCGCGUCUCGACGGCCGACCCGGCAAGUUGGUCACGGACAAGGGCGCGGCGUGUACCGUUCGUAGCCUGAGGGGAGCCGCUGUCCGGUGA
Beauveria bassiana ARSEF 2860 is the source of this 798-nucleotide messenger RNA. Its product is annotated as GU4 nucleic-binding protein. Bases 1 to 798 code for a protein of 265 amino acids. The record is from RefSeq and is a predicted model, not a curated record. Gene Ontology annotation, molecular function: tRNA binding. Gene Ontology annotation, cellular component: methionyl glutamyl tRNA synthetase complex. The transcript has a single exon. NCBI's taxonomy places the organism in Eukaryota, Fungi, Ascomycota, Sordariomycetes, Hypocreales, Cordycipitaceae.